Messenger RNA from Paramuricea clavata, 2491 nucleotides. Lineage: Eukaryota; Metazoa; Cnidaria; Anthozoa; Malacalcyonacea; Plexauridae. The record is from the annotation of a GenBank genome assembly.
AUGAAGAAGAUAACAGUCUAUGUUGAAAGCGGAGGGAUUACCCUGGAUUUACAGGAUCCACUGAUCCUUACCCACGGAUCCGAACUUUAUGUGAAGACUGCCGCUGUGUUUUGGAAUUAUUGGAACAUUCGUAAGGGGUUCAAUGACUACAUUUCCGUGGAUGGGAAGAAGAUUAUGAUAGAUGAAGGGUAUUGGACCUUUAAACAGCCUAAGAAAGAGUUGGAGGAAAACGGAUUAACACUCGAGGAAUAUCCCGAUGGGAGAAUAAGAAUUAACUUUGCUAAGGGAACAAAUUCCGCAGGACUCCGAAAUCUCACAAGUAUUUUGGGAUACCGGUCCUCCGAUGGUCCUACAUACACCCCACACAUCAGCGAUCGUCCAGUAGAUAUUCAUGAGGGCUUGCGAUACCUCACAGUCAGCUGUAACCUUGUGAAUCGUGAGCAUAACAUUGGACCGUACGGAAAUCGGAGUACUGUCAUGACUUCCCUUGCCAUCGAUGGGACCAGACCUCUCUCUGGGACUACAACGAAAUACAACAACAUUGAAAGCCAAGUACGAGUGGAUGCUGGUAAAUACAAUGAAAUUCGGUUUGAAAUUGGGUCUAAUACCGGAGCUGUUCCUCGAGAUGUCCUUCUAGAACUUUAUAUCAAAUAAAACGAUGAGUGAGGAAAUCUUUCGAAACUACUACGGAAAGAAUUACGAGAAGGUUAAGGCGGCAGCACCCGUCGAAAUCCGGAAAAUGAAAGCAAACUUCAUAAAGAAAUAUCCCAAUGCAACCCUAUCCAAAUUCGACUUUGAGGUCACCAUUGCCAAGGAUGGGACCGUAGAGUCCAGAGACAUCUUCUAUAAAGUGGAUGAUCUCACAAGCUAUGACAUCACAUCCGACACAUUCCGCACAAAUCCGGAGUGGACCAAGUACCUGUACUGGGUAGGGGGUGGCGAAGUGUUAAACAGGAUGCAAUCUUCCGUCCGAAUAAGGAUUUCAGGAUGGAUGUGCAUACUUUUAAGGUCUAUGUUACGAAGACUGAGAAUUUCCUGACAAAAUUGGAGCCUAUUAAACCAUCAUACGAUACAGUAACCUUUAUCAACACUAUACCUUUUGAUUACCAUUCGAACUCUUAUUUCUGCUCCCUAGCAGCAUGCUAUGUUGCUAUGUUUAAAUCCGGAAUUUCCGAGGAUCACCUUACAAACAAUUUUCCCAACUCACACUCUAACAUAGUAACCUCCAUUGUUCGCUUCCAUCUUCAUUUUCACCUAUCAAGAUUCAUGCGUAACCCCAAUCUAUUGGACCAGUACCUUACAAGUGAUGAUAAAUGGACUAUUCGAAAGUAUACACCUGUACGUGAAACAUGGGUUAGGAGGACCGCCUCUUCCCACGCAAACAUUGGAACAUGGUACUACGGUUUAACUGUGAGUGAACAGAAGAAAAUACGACGUCAGAAGUACCAUUUAACCAAAUAUGGAGGUUCAUUUAUCGAAUAUGAAUACCUGACUGGUAGAUCACCCUUCGACGUUGAAAAUGACUACAAAACCCUUAUUCCCAAAACAUCCCCGGACUUACCAAAGUUGGACAGAAAUUAUUCCAGGAAUCCAUCGAGGCGUUCGCGUGUUCUGUAUUAUGGGCACAAGCCAAAACCUGGUGGAGAAUCACAGGUCAGGGUGCAAAAAGUCUGCAGACACAGGAGGUUUUCCGUAAGGUGGUAAAAGAUACAAUUGUACAAGACGAUGUGACAGUUACCAUCUCCAACAUGAGGACGGCUAUUGCUAAUACCCACGUCGUCCUAAAUUUUGCAAUCAUGCCGGGUUUAAUCCUAAUUCCUUCAGACCUGAGGAUUUUAACAAAACCUAUUCCAGGAUUCAGCAAUGUUUUAACGGUAGCUAAAAACGGGAUGACGUUCGGAAAAAAUGAGAAGGUGAAUUAUACAAGUAAUCCUGUUCCCACCCCCACGAAUAAUGUAGAUGAAAGCCAUGAAAUUACACCGGUUCCUGCUGUGGAGAACAUUAACCCCCCGGAAUUAAGGCAGAAGUCUGAUACUCAGAAUAUUGCUCUUGGGACAGCGGCAGUAGCAUCCUUUGGACUUGCAUACCUUACAUUUCGACGUUAAAUAAAAUGAGCAUCUUAUUCGGAUACGAUUAUUUUGAUACAACAGCAGAAGACCUAAAUACCUUAAAACGGAAGUUGAUAACAGUUGAGAAGGCACAGCAAAGGAACACGGCAGAGGUUGCCAAACAUACGAACGAUAUCAUAAAGUUAAACAGUUUGGGAGAAAACACGGUUCAGUACGACUUUUCCCAAAUACCUGGGUAUCCGCCCGGAUUUCUACAAACACCCACCAUUACAGACACCGAUAAAAAGAAUACAAAAUUUAUGGUAUUUAGUGUUAGUGGUAAUCCCCUCUGUACGGAUUCUACAAAACGAAUAGGGGGACGAUUGUCAUAUUUACAGUUGACCAGAGGAGUAAAAUUAUCCGGACAUCCUAUUCAUUCAUAG